ACUAGCAGCCAAUUGUCUUAACCAUUGACUCAUCUCUCUAGCCCUGAAUUUUUGAAAAAAAAUUGUUUUCAACCUACUGAUCGUCAGUAAUAUACUGUUUUGUGUUGCUAGACAGUGGCAGUAAGCUGUAGCUUCCAGUCAGCCAUGCUACCAUCAAGGUGAAUGACAGAUACUCUACACUGCACUAUACUAUGUUGCCAGCAUUUUCUUUGGACAAGUGUGCAAUAAAUUACUUAAGUUAUUCACCACUAUCACUAGCUGGACUUUGUGUUAGAUAACUUUGUACAACAACAGGCUAAUUUAAUUGUUUUGAGCAGGUUUAGGGUAGAUGAGGCUAAGCUACGCCAUGGCUAUUCAGCAUGUUAGGACCAUUAAGCACACCUCAAAUUAAUAGUUUCUAAUUCAUAAUUGGUUUGUCAGGAUAUGACUCAUUUAAGUUAAAAAACAAAAACAAAACAAAAGAAAAUCAAAGGGCACCUGAACUUUGGAGGAAAAGCCCCCCCCCCGACAACCCCCCCCCCCCCACUGAAACUUAGUGUUUUCAUUUGAAAACAACUUACAAGAAAAUGUUUUUUUUUUAAAUUGGGUAUUUAUUUCAUUUACAUUUCCAAUGCUAUCCCAAAGGUCCUCCACUGCUCCCCCACGCACUCCCCCACCCACCCACUCCCACUUCUUGGCCCUGGCGUUCCCUUGUACUGAGGCUUAUAAAGUUUGCUUGACCAAUGGGCCUCUCUUUCCACUGAUGGCCUACUAGGCCAUCUUCUGAUUCAUAUGCAGCUAGAGACAAGAGCUCUGGGAGGUACUGGUUAGUUCAUAAUGUUGUUCCACCUAUAGGGUUGCAGAUCCCUUUAGCUCCUUGGGUAUUUUCUCUAGCUCCUCCAUUGGGGGCCUUGUGAUCCAUCCAAUAGCUGACUGUGAGCAUCCACUUCUGUGUUUGCCAGGCCCCGGCAUAGUCUCACAAGAGACAGCCAUAUCUGGGUCCUUUCAGCAAAAUCUUACUAGUGUAUGCAAUGGUGUCAGUGUUUGGAAGCUGAUUAUGGGAUGGAUCCCCGGAUAUGGCAGUCUCUAGAUGGUCCAUCCUUUUGUCUCAGCUCCAAACUUUGUCUCUGUAACUCCUUUCAUGGGUGUUUUGUUCCCAAUUCUAAGAAGGGGCAAAGUGUCCACACUUUGGUCUUCAUUCUUCUUGAGUUUCAUGCAUUUAGCAAAUUGUAUCUUAUAUCUUGGAUAUUCUAAAUUUCUGGGCUAAUAUCCACUUAUCAGUGAGUACAUAUUGUGUUAGUUCUUUUGUGAUUGGGUUACCUCACUUAGCAUGAUGCCCUCUAGGUCCAUCCAUUUGCCUAGGAAUUUCAUAAAUUCAUUCUUUUUAAUAGCUGAGUAGUACUCCAUUGUGUAAAUGUACCACAUGUUCUAUAUCCAUUCCUCUGUUGAGAAAAUGUUCUUAAUUUAUAAAGCAACAACUGAAAAUUUUAUCAAUUUACAAUAAAAUAUAUAAUACCUUAUACUGACUUUUGGGGUGUGGACCCUACUCCUGGUUUGCAGAUCUUAGUAAUAAGAGUGCUUUAGGCUGUAAAUACAUAUGCAUUAGGCAGAAGAGUCCACCAUCAGAAUGGCCCUCUCCUCAUUGCCGGUUGGGUGUGUUUUGUUUAAAGUCUGUUCUUUUCCUGAAUGAAGCAAGAGGUUAGUGGUCAGAAACCCAUUUCCCAAGUGUAUGUGGUGGCAUGCAUCUGCAAUUUCAGCACUCCUGGGACUCAAGGGAGAGAGGUAAAAUUGUUCUAGGUCAGCUACAUAAAGAGACUUUACCACCACCACCACCAAAAGAAAAAAAACCCUUUCUCCUACCCCUCAUCUUCUCUUUCUCUUACAUCAGGGUGGUUGAAAGUAUGUCUUUGAAAAUUUUGAAAGAAUGAUUCCAAUUUUAUUUUUGUUCAUGUAAAUAAAAGUCACUUUUAUAAGAACUCUCAGAGUUUUGAGUGUUUUGGUUCUUCCUACCCCCCCCCCCUCCGACUCACCAACCCAUCAUACUCAGUAUUCCUCAACUGUCCUGACCGGUAGCUAAUAUCUAGAGGGUAAGGAAACAGGCACCUUCUACAGGCAUGAAGGAAGUGUAAGAGACAGGAGCUCAACUCAUUGCUUUGGAUGCUCUGCUGGCUCAAAGUACAUUUUGUCUCCUUUCACAGGCAGACAAAGAAAGGAUGGAAUCCAGAAACAUCAAAGUGGUGAACAGUCUUCCUUCAAAUACCCACCUCAUGUUCAGACAUAACUAGGGAGUCAGGCUUGUGCUUUGACUGCCAUUGUACUGGUCUCAGAACCAUGUCUCUAAAAUUUCACCAUUCACAAGGCAGAGGCAGGAGGAUGGCGAGUUUGAAGAAAACCCGGGCUGCUUAGUGAGACCUGUCUCAAAACCCAACAAGCCAAACAAUAAAACUGGAUUCCCAUGAUAGGCACUGGCCACAACUUAAGGUUUAAAGAAGGAAGAUGGACACAUUUUAAAAGGCUAAAAAUUUUAAAGAGUAUUCCAAGUGAGCACGAAAGUGUGGCUGGAGAGAACAUGUUGGGAUGAAAAAGACCACAUUCCUGUGUCCGUGUAAGGGCACGGAAUAGACUGCGUCAAGACUGCAAACACUUGAGUUUCUCUCAGUAGGUUGCCGUUUUCAGGUGACUCCAGGAUCAGCAUCAGGUAGUGCUGUCACGAUCAGCAGAACAAAGGUCUCAUUCUGAAUGGUGGCGAACCUAUGUAAACGCCCAAGUCUAAGAUGGGCCAUUUCCCAGUGCCAUCUUGUUUUCAGGUUCAUUGGAGUUUCUGUGUGUUAGAGGCCACCCUAUGUCCUUGCAUCACCAAGGGUGCAAACCCAAAUGCAGAGUGACCUUGAGCAUCCUUCAAAUUCCGGGUGGUGCAGCUUCCCGCCCUGCCGUGAGCAAGUCUCUUCUGGAGUUGCAGGUUCUCAGAAAGGCCUUUCCCGAACCCUCCCCUACCUCAAGUCCUCUCCCUACAAACAGCAGGGCCAGGAGGAGCAGCCUUGAGGCUGCCGGGUCUACGCGGGCACUCUAACCGUCGCUACCUCGAGCGGGACGCGCUCCCUCACUGCCCCACCUUCGCGCACACUGUGGGGGGCCACUCCGCCAAAGCAGGUUUGGGAUGCCAGCCGCAUGGGCCGAGGAUGCUCGGUGCCCGCCGCCGAUGGGAGGCAGCGUGAGCCCGAAAGAGCCGGGAGGGAUCGCGGUGGCAGCGCUCGAGCGCAGCCUCCUCCCGCUCCCACAAUGCACAGGGCGGCGGCGGCGGCGGCGGCGGCAUCGCGCGCCGCGGAGGAGACAGAGGAGGCUACAGAGACCAGGCCUCUAAGGAGGCGAAGCGGCUGAGGAAACUGAGGGAGCGAGGGGGCGCUGAGGACGCGAGGCGACUGAAGAGACCGCAAGGGCUGUGUGUGUGGACCAGGCGGCUUGGGGAGACUGAGGCGGCGACGGCCGCGGAGGCUGGUACCCGAGUCCCCCGAGCACGCGCCUCGGGCUCACGCGGCCGCCGAGCCCUGGAGGUGAUGACUGUCAGGCUCCCGCCCGCCGCUAGCGCCUGACGCGCCCCGCCCCGGCCCGCCCGGGCCCGCCCGCCAGCUUGGCCCGCCCUGCCCGGCCCGGCCCUUCCCCUGCUCCCCGCCCGCCACCGUUUCACCCGCGCGGGCGGCCGCCACGCGAGCUGCGGCCUCCGCCUAGGCGGGGGGCGUCGGCGCUGGGCCCGCCAUGGCCGCGUCCGAGCUCUACACCAAGUUUGCCAGGGUUUGGAUCCCUGAUCCUGAGGAAGUGUGGAAAUCGGCAGAGUUGCUCAAGGAUUAUAAGCCUGGAGAUAAAGUGCUCCUGCUUCACCUCGAGGAAGGGAAGGAUUUGGAAUACCGUCUAGACCCAAAGACCGGUGAGCUCCCUCACUUACGGAACCCUGACAUACUUGUUGGAGAAAAUGACCUCACAGCCCUCAGCUACCUUCACGAGCCCGCUGUGCUACAUAAUCUCCGAGUUCGCUUCAUCGAUUCCAAACUUAUUUAUACGUAUUGUGGAAUAGUUCUGGUAGCUAUAAAUCCCUAUGAGCAGCUGCCUAUUUAUGGAGAAGAUAUUAUUAAUGCCUACAGUGGCCAGAACAUGGGUGACAUGGAUCCUCACAUCUUCGCAGUAGCUGAAGAGGCUUACAAGCAAAUGGCAAGGGAUGAACGAAAUCAGUCCAUCAUUGUAAGUGGAGAGUCAGGCGCAGGGAAGACGGUCUCUGCUAAGUAUGCCAUGCGGUACUUCGCAACUGUAAGUGGCUCUGCCAGUGAGGCCAAUGUUGAGGAAAAGGUCUUGGCCUCCAACCCCAUCAUGGAGUCAAUUGGAAAUGCCAAAACAACCAGGAAUGAUAAUAGCAGCCGGUUUGGAAAAUAUAUUGAAAUUGGUUUUGACAAGAGGUACAGAAUCAUCGGUGCCAAUAUGAGAACUUACCUUUUAGAGAAAUCCAGAGUGGUGUUCCAGGCAGAAGAGGAGAGAAACUACCAUAUCUUCUAUCAGCUCUGUGCUUCGGCAAAGUUACCUGAGUUUAAAAUGCUGCGGUUAGGAAAUGCAGAUAGUUUUCAUUACACGAAGCAAGGAGGCAGCCCUAUGAUAGAAGGAGUAGAUGAUGCGAAGGAGAUGGCGCACACCAGGCAGGCCUGCACUCUGCUGGGAAUUAGUGAAUCUUACCAAAUGGGAAUUUUUCGAAUACUUGCUGGCAUUCUUCACUUAGGCAAUGUUGGAUUUGCAUCUCGGGAUUCAGACAGCUGCACAAUACCUCCCAAGCACGAACCUCUUACCAUCUUCUGUGACCUUAUGGGUGUGGAUUAUGAAGAGAUGUGUCACUGGCUCUGCCACCGAAAGCUGGCUACUGCCACAGAGACAUACAUCAAGCCCAUCUCCAAGCUGCAGGCCACAAAUGCCCGAGAUGCUUUAGCAAAGCACAUCUAUGCAAAGCUCUUUAACUGGAUUGUUGACCACGUCAAUCAGGCUCUCCAUUCUGCUGUCAAGCAGCACUCUUUCAUCGGCGUGCUGGACAUCUAUGGAUUUGAAACAUUUGAAAUAAAUAGUUUUGAACAGUUCUGCAUAAAUUAUGCAAAUGAAAAACUACAACAACAAUUCAACAUGCAUGUCUUCAAAUUGGAACAGGAGGAAUAUAUGAAGGAACAGAUUCCAUGGACACUUAUAGAUUUCUAUGAUAAUCAGCCUUGUAUCAAUCUUAUAGAAUCUAAACUGGGAAUUCUCGAUUUGCUGGAUGAGGAAUGUAAGAUGCCUAAAGGCACAGAUGACACAUGGGCCCAAAAACUGUACAACACACAUUUGAACAAAUGUGCCCUCUUUGAGAAGCCCCGCAUGUCAAACAAAGCUUUCAUCAUCAAACAUUUUGCUGACAAAGUGGAGUACCAGUGUGAAGGUUUUCUUGAAAAGAAUAAAGAUACUGUUUUUGAAGAACAAAUUAAAGUCCUUAAGUCAAGCAAGUUUAAGAUGCUACCAGAGCUAUUUCAAGAUGAUGAGAAGGCCAUCAGUCCCACCUCUGCCACCUCCUCAGGGCGCACUCCUCUCACUCGAGUUCCUGUAAAGCCCACCAAGGGCCGACCUGGCCAGACUGCCAAAGAGCACAAGAAGACAGUGGGACAUCAGUUUCGAAACUCCCUUCACCUGCUUAUGGAAACCCUUAAUGCCACUACUCCUCACUAUGUACGCUGUAUUAAGCCUAAUGAUUUCAAGUUUCCAUUCACAUUUGAUGAGAAGAGGGCAGUGCAGCAGCUAAGAGCAUGUGGUGUCCUGGAGACCAUCCGGAUCAGCGCAGCAGGGUUUCCCUCACGGUGGACUUACCAAGAGUUUUUCAGCCGGUACCGGGUCCUAAUGAAGCAAAAAGAUGUGCUGGGAGAUAGAAAGCAAACGUGCAAGAAUGUAUUAGAGAAACUAAUAUUGGACAAGGAUAAAUACCAGUUUGGUAAGACAAAGAUCUUUUUCCGUGCUGGUCAAGUGGCCUAUCUUGAAAAAUUGAGGGCUGACAAACUUCGGGCUGCCUGCAUCCGGAUCCAGAAGACCAUUCGUGGGUGGCUUCUAAGGAAGAGAUACCUGUGUAUGCAGAGGGCAGCCAUCACAGUGCAGCGAUACGUGCGGGGCUAUCAGGCUCGAUGCUAUGCUAAGUUUCUGCGCAGAACCAAGGCAGCAACCACCAUUCAAAAGUACUGGCGCAUGUAUGUGGUCCGCAGGAGGUACAAGAUUAGACGAGCUGCCACGAUUGUUAUUCAGUCUUACUUGAGAGGCUACUUGACAAGAAAUAGGUAUCGCAAGAUACUCCGUGAAUACAAAGCAGUCAUCAUUCAGAAACGUGUCCGUGGCUGGCUGGCCCGUACACAUUAUAAGAGGACCAUGAAAGCCAUCGUCUACCUUCAGUGCUGCUUCCGGCGGAUGAUGGCCAAGCGUGAGCUGAAGAAACUCAAAAUUGAGGCUCGCUCUGUGGAACGCUACAAGAAGCUCCAUAUUGGCAUGGAGAACAAGAUUAUGCAGCUGCAGCGCAAAGUGGAUGAGCAGAAUAAAGACUACAAAUGCCUCAUGGAGAAACUGACCAAUCUGGAAGGAGUAUACAACUCUGAGACUGAAAAACUACGAAAUGAUGUAGAACGUCUUCAGCUAAGUGAAGAGGAAGCUAAGGUUGCCACUGGGCGGGUCCUUAGUCUGCAGGAAGAAAUUGCAAAACUCCGAAAAGACCUGGAACAAACUCGAUCAGAGAAAAAGUCUAUUGAAGAAAGAGCAGAUAAAUACAAACAAGAAACUGACCAGCUGGUGUCAAACUUGAAGGAAGAAAAUACUUUGCUGAAGCAGGAAAAGGAGACCCUCAACCACCGCAUUGUGGAGCAGGCGAAGGAGAUGACAGAAACUAUGGAGAGGAAGUUAGUAGAAGAGACAAAACAACUGGAGCUUGACCUGAAUGAUGAGAGGCUGAGGUAUCAGAACCUUCUGAAUGAGUUCAGUCGCCUGGAGGAGCGCUAUGAUGACCUCAAGGAAGAGAUGACCCUGAUGCUGAAUGUGCCUAAGCCAGGACACAAGAGAACAGACUCUACCCACAGCAGUAAUGAGUCUGAAUACACCUUCAGCUCUGAGUUUGCAGAAACUGAAGACAUUGCACCAAGAACAGAGGAGCCAAUUGAGAAGAAGGUGCCUCUGGAUAUGUCACUAUUCCUUAAGCUCCAGAAGCGUGUCACAGAGCUGGAACAGGAGAAGCAGCUGAUGCAGGAUGAGCUGGACCGCAAGGAGGAGCAGGUGUUCCGCAGCAAGGCAAAGGAAGAAGAAAGGCCACAGAUAAGAGGAGCUGAACUAGAGUAUGAGUCUCUCAAGCGUCAAGAACUGGAGUCAGAAAACAAAAAACUGAAAAACGAGCUGAAUGAGUUGCGCAAAGCCCUCAGUGAGAAAAGUGCCCCAGAAGUGACUGCGCCAGGUGCGCCUGCUUACCGAGUCCUCAUGGAACAGCUGACCUCCGUGAGCGAGGAGCUCGACGUGCGCAAGGAGGAAGUCCUCAUCUUGAGGUCGCAGCUGGUGAGCCAAAAAGAAGCCAUCCAACCCAAGGAUGACAAGAAUACAAUGACAGAUUCCACAAUUCUUUUAGAAGAUGUACAGAAAAUGAAAGACAAAGGUGAAAUAGCACAAGCAUAUAUUGGUUUGAAAGAAACAAACAGAUCAUCUACUAUGGAUUACCAGGAGUUGAAUGAGGAUGGAGAGCUCUGGAUGGUUUAUGAAGGGUUAAAACAAGCCAACAGGCUCUUAGAAUCCCAGCUACAGUCACAGAAAAGAAGCCAUGAGAAUGAGGCUGAGGCCCUCCGUGGGGAGAUCCAGAGCCUAAAGGAAGAAAACAACCGGCAACAGCAGCUGCUGGCCCAGAACCUGCAGCUGCCCCCUGAGGCCCGCAUUGAGGCCAGCCUGCAGCAUGAGAUCACCCGGCUGACCAAUGAAAACCUGUAUUUUGAGGAAUUAUAUGCAGAUGACCCUAAGAAGUAUCAAUCCUAUCGGAUUUCACUUUACAAAAGGAUGAUUGAUCUGAUGGAACAACUUGAAAAGCAGGAUAAAACUGUCCGGAAACUGAAGAAACAACUGAAAGUCUUUGCCAAAAAAAUUGGUGAACUAGAAGUGGGGCAGAUGGAGAACAUAUCUCCAGGACAGAUCAUCGAUGAGCCUAUCCGGCCAGUCAACAUUCCCCGGAAAGAAAAGGAUUUCCAAGGAAUGCUGGAGUACAAAAGGGAGGAUGAGCAGAAGCUAGUGAAGAACCUGAUUCUAGAACUAAAGCCACGUGGUGUGGCUGUCAAUCUGAUUCCAGGGUUACCAGCAUAUAUCUUGUUUAUGUGUGUACGACAUGCUGACUAUCUGAACGAUGAUCAGAAAGUAAGAUCAUUGCUGACAUCAACAAUUAACAGCAUCAAAAAAGUCUUGAAGAAAAGAGGUGACGAUUUUGAAACUGUCUCCUUCUGGCUCUCUAACACAUGUCGAUUUUUGCACUGUUUGAAGCAAUAUAGUGGAGAGGAGGGCUUUAUGAAGCACAACACGUCUCGCCAGAAUGAGCACUGCCUCACCAAUUUUGACCUUGCUGAAUAUCGGCAAGUACUGAGUGACUUGGCCAUUCAGAUCUAUCAGCAGCUUGUGAGGGUGUUAGAGAACAUUCUUCAGCCAAUGAUAGUCUCAGGUAUGCUAGAGCAUGAAACAAUUCAGGGCGUAUCUGGGGUGAAGCCCACAGGGCUCAGAAAACGAACCUCCAGUAUCGCAGAUGAGGGCACCUACACACUGGACUCCAUCCUUCGGCAGCUCAACUCCUUCCACUCAGUCAUGUGUCAGCAUGGCAUGGACCCGGAGCUAAUCAAGCAGGUAGUCAAACAGAUGUUCUACAUUGUGGGCGCCAUCACCCUAAACAACCUCCUCCUGCGCAAGGACAUGUGCUCCUGGAGCAAGGGCAUGCAGAUCAGGUACAAUGUCAGUCAACUGGAAGAAUGGCUACGUGACAAGAAUCUAAUGAACAGUGGGGCCAAGGAGACUCUGGAACCUCUUAUCCAGGCCGCUCAGCUUUUGCAAGUGAAAAAGAAAACUGACGAUGACGCAGAAGCCAUCUGUUCCAUGUGCAACGCCCUGACCACGGCCCAGAUUGUCAAAGUGUUGAAUCUGUACACACCGGUUAAUGAGUUUGAAGAAAGGGUCUCAGUUUCAUUUAUCCGCACUAUACAGAUGCGGUUACGAGACAGGAAAGACUCUCCACAGCUGCUCAUGGAUGCAAAACACAUCUUUCCUGUCACUUUUCCCUUUAACCCAUCCUCCCUAGCCCUAGAAACCAUCCAGAUCCCAGCCAGCCUGGGCCUGGGCUUCAUCGCACGGGUCUGAAGUGCUGUCCAAGCAAACGUAGAAAACGCAUUUCUCCUCAGAAUAUGAACAGUUGUUUCCAGUGAGCUACUGAAAAUGCAUUUUUAAAGAAAAAGUACUGAUUAUCUCUAAAGGAAGAUGUUAACUGGAAAUCCACCCCUCCCCCCAGAAUCCUUUCGAUUGACCAACCUGGAGGACACCCCUCGUACUGUUACCUUUAAACAACAUUUAUUCUUUAUCAGUUGGAAACCUGAGUUUACAUACAGCUGAAAGGUGGCAGGGAGGAGUGAAAGGAAGGAUAAAGGGGUGUGUCUUCAGCUGACUGCUUUUAGUUUAAAUCUUUAGUGCUGCAUUUAAGUGGCAUACAAAAUACAAUCCCAUAUGUAUGAACUGUUGUGAACAAGGCACAAAGAACUGAAGAAAAUCACUGAAUACAUAUCAUAGCAGCUUUGGAGCCAAUCAUGUUGAUAUUGUCAAACUGGAUCACAAAAAUAAACUGGCAACAUUAAAGUAACUGGCCAAGUAACUUCCUUCUCUGUGUCCCUACGGCAUAGCGAUGUGAAAGCUGCUGUUUGCUAGGCCGUGUAGAUGCCCGUUUGCACUGUAGCUUACUGAGCAUCUUAAGUGGCUGCUGUGUGCUGUCUCCUGACCUAAGUGAAAGUCUUACUAGGACUAUAAACUACGCUUCUCUUUCAUCAGCUCUGUUUACAAGUCAACCAGAUCAGUUCUAACCGGAUUAUAUACAGUUAUCCACAGGUUCAUCAGCGCGAGUAGCAGACGCUGGGGAAGUAGAGUUAGACAGAGUGGCUGUUGAUGUCAUUGCUGAUCGGGAUUAUUACAUUGAUAAGUCAUCUGUGUGGAUAUCACAUCAUGGUAUAGAGUUGUGUAAAGUUACUUGGUUUUAGUUCCCAAAUCUGAUUCUUGCCAUGCAUAUAUUCAACCUUGACAAGUUUUCUUUUUAAUUUAUUAGGUGUUAGUUUCAGUCACUAUCUGGAAAGGACUGUCAGAAUAUUUAUGACUAAGAUCUUGAAACUGUUUAUCCUAUAAGUUAUUCAAAAUAGGCAUAUAAAUAAAUCAUUAUAAUUCAGGGGGCUUAGGUGUUGCAACCUCUAUAAAUGUUCUCAGAUACCACUGGAUACUUUAAAAAUAUCAUAUUAUAAACACAUUAAGAAGACGUAUGUAAGAAGUAUAGGAGAUUAUUAAACUUUAUAGAGGAUUUGGAUCAGUGAGAUCCAGGUUCAGUAUGUCUUCAUUAUGAAAUCCUAGUUAAGCAUAUUCUCCGUUUUUUUUUUCCUGGAAGUCUUAUAUAGUAAAUCCUUUGGGUUUUGCAAGAGCAAAUUCUUAGCUUUCAUUCCUCUGGUUCUUAAUUACAAUCAUCAAUUUGUAUAGUUUAACUGUAAGAUGGUCUAUAACCGUGACAUUUAAAUAUGUGCAAUAUUAUUAAUGAGAGCUAAAUGGUUUCAAGUCAAUGAUAAAUACUGUUAUUAAACAACAAUUAUUGUUCAUUAUCUUAUUGAAGCCUGAAUGUCCUUGUUUAUAAAGUGAGAGGGUUGGACAACUGAUUGUUCCAGCCACUUCCCUGUUUACAGUUCACUCAUACUUGGUUCCUAGAGAAAGGGGUCACAGUCACUCUGUCCUGCUGUAAAGACCAGUGUUCAGUGCCUGCCAGUUCCCUAGGGUCAAUACACUAAGUCACAAGUUUAUGUAGCCAAAACCUUUUCUUAACAUACAUCAUUUAGGUACUUUACAACACCCUAAUUAUUUGUAUUAUUUGAAAGUUACUUAGUUUAAGUAAUUUUUGUUCCAUGAUAAACUUUUUUUGUUUGCUUAGGGAAUUUUGUUUUUGUAGUGCUGGGAAUUGAACCCAGGGCCUCAUUGUGUUAAAUAAGUACAUCACUGAGCUACAGUCUCGGUCUUCAUUCAGUUGCAGUACAUUUAUUUAUUUGCAGGACCUAAAACACUAAUUGUCUUCAGUUUUUCUGGGUUUUCAGUAUUGUUUCAGUGAACAGUUAGUGCUUAAAGCCAUCUCACUAGUACUGAGUGUGUCAGGUAGAGAAGGGGAGUGGGUGGGAGAACUGCCGAGCAAACAGAGCCACGUGUAGGCUCUUUCCUCACUCAGCCCUGGCAGGCCGCCCACACCCUGCUCCCAGCUUAGUCCUGAGUAGGAUGCUGAUGCACACCUGAGUCUUGUCUUCAGGACAUGCUGUCAUAUCCACUGUCCCUGAACCCCAGUCUCCUAUUUCAGACAUCUGUGCCCGACAGUUUCUAGCACUUCCGCACAUUUUUCUCUGUUGUCAAGAGCUUGGGCUCCUGUUCUACAGCUGCUCCCAUUUUGUGGUUCUCCUGGUUCAGUGACAAUGGUUCAGAGUCUAUGAUUCCAGACUUAGAUUCUCUCAAGCUGCUCAGACCCCCAUGGUGAGUGUGUGCACUGCUUUGUUAAGGCGGGAGGCACCAGGCUUGUGCUCACGGGCGUCCUUUAGGCUGAGUGAGGACCACUCACCUCUACUCUGUCACCUAUACUCUCCUAGCUUCAAAUACACACCCAGCCUCUCCCUGCCUGUCCCUUCCCCCACUUCCCUAAUCUUUCCAGCCUGAUGGCUUUCUGUGGCCCUGGUCGGCAUGCCUGGGACUCACCUUUUGGUGUUCUGUGUACACUCCUGACCUUGCUCUGUACUCCUUAACAUUAUCACUAAUUGGCUUUUCCACAAUUCCACUAUGACAUGCUUGGACUACAAAGAAGGAGCUCUUGAAAGACACACCAGCACAGCAGUUCUUCCUCACAAUGAGCCCCUCGCAGUAGCCACCACUCUCCCUGCUGCAGAUGCAGCUCACUCCCUUGGCAUCCACAGUGAGGAGAGGACCAGUUUCCCAUCCCUUCCUGCAGCUUUUCUUAGCCCAAGGCUUGAAUCUGCCUUAGAGUAACUCAGAAUAGGGAAAGAUAAACACAAAUCAAAACGCACAAAGGACAGCUUGGUGGUUCCUUUGGAGCCGUGAACAUUCCAUGGUACCUGGCACUGCUUUAGAAAGCAAAUGACAGAACUAUACUCCAAAGCCAAGGGACAGGGGAUGUAGCUCUGGGCCAGCUUAGAUGACUUACUUUGUUACUGACUCCUUUCAGCAGCUAAAGAAAGACUCCUUAUGGGCGAGCAAGUGUGUAUAAUACACAUAUUCUUUAAUAGUGUGUACAGAAGGCUAUGAGAAUACUUCAGGCCUCAGUAUCUUGUUUAUGGUGAGAAAAUUUUUCUGACAAUUGUAGGAAAAGAGGAACUGCUGCCAUCCUGAGAAUUCCACAUGGAAUCAGUCUCUCUCUCUCUCCCUCUCUCUCUCCCUCUCUCUCUCUCUCUCUCUCACACACACACACACACACACACACACACACACACAGUCACCAGUAGAGAGUUCUUCAGGAGGCGUGGUCAAGGGUCCUCUGGGUAACAUCAACCUGUUAGGAUGAAGAGCAAAUGUCCGUGUGUGACGCUGCAUGGUCCUGUUGAAAGUAGUGCAGAAAUAGUAUCCAUAACGCAUGUGCUUCACGCCAGCAACUCUUCCUCUGUUACCUCACUUCCUCACAGCGUCCACAGGAGGCAGCUCCCACAAUCAGCGGGGAUGAUAAGUUGGGACAGUGCUAUGGUCAGUGACUCACUGGGGGUGACACUGCCCUUUAGCAGUAAGGGCAGAAGCUGACCUGUCUCUCCUGAUGCUGUAGGGUGCUCUGGGCUACUAAGGGUGCUCUUCAUCUUUAUUGGCAUGUGGGAAGAGACAAACGAUGAGCACCGACUUACUCCUUGGGAGGCCAGUGCACUGUGCUUACAGCACCAGCUAUGACUAGGCUUGCCUUUGCUGGUGAGCCAGUACUCCUUGACAGGGUGUGCACUCUCAAGUUAGAGGCUAUCUGAACUAGAAGGGCAGGAAGCAGUGAAAACCUCAGAUGUGAAGAGGCAAGGCAGGCCACUCUCCACAACCCUGAGGUUUCCCUGGGAAGAGCCCCUGGCUGAACUACACAGCCUGCAGAGAGCUCUCUAGUCUUAGUCUGAGGCACCUAGGGACCUAGGACACUAAGUCCCUCCCUCCCCAGGGCUGUCUGCCAUUGGUGAGUCAGAGUAAGCUUGGAAGUGCCACAGCAUGCUGUAGGGGAGGAGCUAGGAGCUGUGCUGUGGGCAUGCAUGCUUGAGGCCACAAGCAUUCUGUGGUAAGUGCUUUGUAGUUUGUUCUCAGGCUGUGCUGUGAGGGCCGCCUUAACCCUUGCCCCUUCCCUUUUAGAGCUGCCUUAAGUUCGCCAGAACUUGUCCUCAGUGAGGGGUAUCUUGCCAUGUUUCUCAAGGUUUUGUAAGGAUUUGGAUUGGGUGUGGCUUCCAACCACUAAGUCCUUUCUCCCCUUCCUGCAUCUCCUGCUACCUAUGUGCUGCCAUUUCCAACCAGAGGUUAGAAUUUAUAAAGCAACCAAUGAAAUGUUAGCUUUAGGAAUAUUUCUGGGUUAGUGCAACUCCCUGUAACAGUAAGCAAAUUAGCAUGCAUGGAAGCAGGGUGGAAGUCAGAGUAUUCGUGGGUGUCUUGCCUUUAACUCUUUCUAAUAAAGGCAAAAAUACAACUCUAAAAACUUUGUGUGGACAUCCUUUUAAACUGUAAGGUGCCCUACUGUAAAAGGCUGAGUAAAAACAAGAAAGUAGCUGUAUUAAGUUCUAAUCCAUUACAGUACCUAAAGUCACUUUAGAAUUAUAGUCAAUAGGUCAAAAAGCAAAAGAUGCCAUGUCAAACAGCUCCCAGAUGUAUUUUAUAUUUUUUUAAUUGUAUAAUUUGGUCUCCUAAAAAAUGUUCAUUAGCUUAACUUAAUGGGUAGAAUUAGACUCAUAACAUAUCUGAAAACAGCUAACAUUUCCUUGGCAUUGUGAUAUUGUUUGGAAUAGUUGGGGAAAUUUUAGGUUUGUUUUUUGAAGGUUGAAAUUACCGUGUAUAAUUUAAUGCUUGGAAAGUGAAUACAGCCCCGUGCAUUUUCCAGAGUCAGUAGUUUCAAAUAACUUAUUGUUACUAUGUGUAAUAAAAUCUUAGCCUCUCUAAGUCAUGUGAGACAUUUUUCCCACAAAAGGUGAUUUCUCCUUUAAAUGUGGAUAUGUGUUGUGGUUGUGAUUUAUGAUCCACAAUUAUGUUCUUUUGUUGGUUCCUGAAAUAACAAUAAUUUUCUUGUGUUUUUGGAAAGUUCCAGUUGUUGCAGCAGUAUUGUACAGAUGGGCUCAUGGCAUUUAACAUACUGUGGUUUUAUCUUAACUCUUUAGCACUUAUUGUGAAAUGCACCUGCCUUUGAAAUACAGUAAAUGGGACGUUGCAGUUUUCGAAUCUUUUUCUUCCUUGGAUCUGGAGAAAGAAUUUUCUUGACCUACACAGUUCAUCUCUGCACAGUGGUUAGUUGAGGAAGCAGAAGUGAUGAAAGGUGAGAGGUACAGCCAAGCCUCUCUGGAAUUAAACUGAGCCCAUUCUAGAGCCGCACGGGAGGUCUUCUAGAAGGCUAAUAAUUCACCUCAUAGCAACAAAAGCCUUGGAAACAUGAGUUUUUCACUGGGUAUUACCUAAUGCUAAAAGGAAAGCCAAAACAAUAUCAGAAUGACAUUUUAUGCUCUAAAUUUAUAGCUGUCUAAUGUGCUUAGUGUGUAUCUGUCAUUAGUGCUGUAUUCUCCUAGCUAUUGUAGAAAAUUGUUGAAAUAAAGAUAAGGAUAUAAAGAAA
This is a messenger RNA of Mus musculus (house mouse), 15070 nucleotides long. RefSeq names its product myosin VA (gene Myo5a). The record is from RefSeq and is a predicted model, not a curated record. Bases 3733 to 9375 code for a protein of 1880 amino acids. The transcript is spliced from 42 exons. Gene Ontology annotation, cellular component: myosin complex; secretory granule; actomyosin. Gene Ontology annotation, molecular function: ATP binding; cytoskeletal motor activity; microfilament motor activity. Gene Ontology annotation, biological process: protein transport; phenol-containing compound metabolic process; actin filament-based movement. NCBI's taxonomy places the organism in Eukaryota, Metazoa, Chordata, Mammalia, Rodentia, Muridae.